Messenger RNA from Scylla paramamosain (green mud crab), 971 nucleotides. Its product is annotated as cuticle protein AM1199-like. NCBI's taxonomy places the organism in Eukaryota, Metazoa, Arthropoda, Malacostraca, Decapoda, Portunidae. The transcript has 3 exons. The record is from RefSeq and is a predicted model, not a curated record. Gene Ontology annotation, molecular function: structural constituent of chitin-based larval cuticle. Gene Ontology annotation, cellular component: chitin-based extracellular matrix. Bases 112 to 618 code for a protein of 168 amino acids.
CUGCCCGUCCGGCGUCCCUGUGGUGACCUUGAGGGCGGCCCGGCGUGGAGUAUAUAGCUCCUGGCCGGCCACACUGAGCCACAGACGAAUCCAAUCGCCAGCACCACCAACAUGAACCCGCUCAUUCUUGCUUGCCUUCUGACGGUGGCUGCCGCGGCGCCCCAGUACAUCUCCGGGCCGCCCCCAUCCCCGAAUUACAGCUCCCCUCCCUCCUACGGCCCCGCCCCUGUGCCUAUACUGAAGGAUGACCGUCAGGGCCCAGACGCCUACGGAAACUAUAACUUCAAUUUUGAGACCGGUGAUGGGAUUAGCCGCCAAGAACAGGGCUCCCCACAGGGUCCCAAGGGCGCCGUGGCUACCCAGGGAGGAUGGUCCUUCACCUUCCCUGACGGCACCCCCGCUGUGUUCUCCUUCGUGGCUGACGGUGCAGGUUACCGUGUGGAAUCUGACCUGCUGCCCACGCCCCACCCGCUGCCCGCCCACGCCCUACAGCAGAUCGAGAAGGCGCGCAGGGAGGACGCAGCCGCCGCCUCCAGUAACCAGUACUCCGCCCCCGCCCCUGCCCCCUCCAACCAGUAUUCGGAGCCCGCCCCCCAGUACUCGAUUUAUUCAAACUAAGACGAGGAAAAACUAGGCACUUUUCUUCUUUUUUCCUUUCUUUUUCCUUCUUUUCCUCCUCCUUAGGGAUGUUAUUUUUUGCCUCUCUUUUCUUCUUCUUCCUCUUCCUCUUACAUUGUUAUCCAUUACUACCAGAUGAAAGAAUAAGAGCUUUCUCCUCCUCCUCCUCCUCCUCCUCCUCCUCCUCCUUUUCCUUAAAAAGUGCCUAUUUCUCCUGGUUUCUGUUUUUUUUUUUCUGAUUUUUCUACUCAUUGUUAUUCUUGUUAGUGUUUCGCAGAGUUUUAUAUUUUAUACGUGUCUGAAAUGGCAACGAGCUAAUGUAAGGAUGAUAAUAAAGUGCAUUUUGUAUCGCA